Molecule: messenger RNA, 874 nt
Organism: Somion occarium
Lineage: Eukaryota; Fungi; Basidiomycota; Agaricomycetes; Polyporales; Cerrenaceae
Source: the annotation of a GenBank genome assembly
CUCCCAUUCUCCAGCAUUUAUCCCAUUUUGAUUUGAUAUUUCUGCAUACCUGCUACAUUUCACCCCUACGACAUUAUUUGAACUGUUGCAAGAUGUCUCAGCUGGCCACACGAGGGGGACGUUCAACUUCAGCUCCUGCUGACAGCUCGAGAACAGUCACAGUACUAGAUAGUCAAACUCGUGAAGAAGAGGUCGGCACUGCCUCUGCAGAGGAGGUUGGGACACUGCGAUUACGGGGUGCUCGAAGUCGCGAUAGACCAAGAGUCGUCUGGAGUGAAGAUGUAGUUGACAAUGAGGGCGCUGGGAAGAAGUCAUCAAAGAUUUGCUGCGUAUACCAUAGACCGAAGCGGUUUGAUGAAUCGUCGUCUUCAGACGAAUCCUCUGGAUCGGAUUCCGAUUCAUCGUGUGAUCGCGCUCCUCACUCGCAUGAACCUCGGAAAAGACAUCGCCAUCCGAAACCUGACACAAAUGCAAAUCCGGAUGGUGGGAAUACGCAAAGUAGAGAAGGUGGGGAAUCGGUGGUACAUGAGCUACAUAGUGACUCAGAUGAGCCCAACAUGUACGAGAAGAUACCUAAAAGACCGAAAGGCAAAGGCAAAGGCAAGGGCACAGGCAAAGGCACAGGCAAAGGCAAAGGCGUUGCACGGAAUGGAUCAUCAUGAUUUUUAUUGUACUCUCUCUGUAUUUCUUUCCAUCAAGAACUUUUCAUUGUACAGCACGCUUUCGGCAGAAUUUCCCGAUCUACAUCUUCCUAAAUCUAAUCAGCUACUAAUGCUCUAGAUGAGUCCUUUGACGUCAAUUCAUUGCUUCCGGAUUUUGUCCGACGUUGUACCCGAGGAUGUUCCCAAGUGUUCUCUAGCCUGACUAUUAGUCA